Messenger RNA from Knipowitschia caucasica, 312 nucleotides. The record is from the annotation of a GenBank genome assembly. Lineage: Eukaryota; Metazoa; Chordata; Actinopteri; Gobiiformes; Gobiidae.
AUGGAGAAGCACAAAGUGCUGGACCGGCUCCUGGUCGAGCUGCACCGGUUCCUGCUCAUCCUGGACAAAGAGAACCUGAGUGGGAACGCCACGGUCCAGAAGAGUCUGCUGUCUGACCUGCUGCAGAGCUACAGAGGGAACACAGGUGGAGAUGAGGAGUACAUCUACAUGAACAAAGUCCUGGUCGGCGACAGCAAAGACGGAGCUGAAGGCCUCGUGAACGGGAAAUCUGGAAAGUUCAGUCCAGUCCCACAGAAAACUCUCCCGGAGCUUCCCCCGCCCAGAGCUGUGAGUGUUUGUGAUGUCGCAUGA